Molecule: messenger RNA, 1035 nt
Organism: Colletotrichum spaethianum
Lineage: Eukaryota; Fungi; Ascomycota; Sordariomycetes; Glomerellales; Glomerellaceae
Product: 4-amino-5-hydroxymethyl-2-methylpyrimidine phosphate synthase
Exons: 4
Coding region: 1-1035 (344 amino acids)
Biological process (GO): thiamine biosynthetic process
Source: RefSeq, a predicted model, not a curated record
AUGUCAACGGAUAAGAUCACCUUCCUCACCAACUGGCACGCUACGCCGUACCACGCUCCGCUCUACCUGGCUCAGGCCAAGGGAUACUUCAAGGAACAGGGCAUCAAGGUCGCUCUGCUUGAGCCAAACGACCCUAGUGAUGUCACCGAGAUUAUUGGCACCGGCAAGGUCGAUCUAGGCUUCAAAGCCAUGAUUCACACCCUCGCUGCCAAGGCUCGCAACUUCCCUGUACUCUCUAUUGGCAGUCUUCUAGACGAGCCUUUCACUGGGGUUGUUUAUCUCAAGGACUCGGGCAUCACCACCGACUUUCGCUCUCUCAAGGGCAAGCGGAUCGGAUAUGUUGGCGAGUUCGGCAAGAUCCAAAUCGAUGAACUGACGUCGCACUACGGUAUGACGCCUGAUGAGUACACGGCCGUACGCUGCGGUAUGAACGUCUCCAAGGCUAUCAUCGAGGGCACCAUUGACGCCGGUAUCGGUCUGGAGAACGUUCAGAUGGUCGAGCUUGAGGAGUGGCUAGCCUCCCAGGGUCGUCCCAAGACCGACGUGCAGAUGCUCCGCAUCGAUGAGCUCGCAGAGCUCGGGUGUUGCUGCUUUUGCACUAUCCUGUACAUUGGCAACGAGUCCUUCAUCACCGAGAACCCGGACAAGGUCCGUAAGUUCAUGAAGGCUGUUAAGAAGGCCACUGACUACGUCCUUGAGAAGCCCGAGGAAGCUUGGAAGGAGUAUGUUGACUUCAAGCCUGUUAUGGGUUCGGACCUCAACCGCAAGAUCUUUGAGCGCAGCUUUGCGUACUUUUCGCACGACCUGAAGAACGUGCAGCGAGACUGGACCAAGGUCACCAAGUACGGCAAGAGGCUUGGGGUUUUGGACGAGAGCUUCCAGCCGAACUACACCAAUGAGUUCCUUGAAUGGACUCUAGACGAGGACUCUCGGGACCCUACUGGUGAUCAGAAGAGGAUGGUCGAGUUGCAGAACGAGGUUUCUUGCAAGGGUGGCUUCCGCCGCUUAAAGCUGCAGUCUGCUGUCAAGGCCUGA